This is a messenger RNA of Astyanax mexicanus (Mexican tetra), 5812 nucleotides long. It is a transcript of the gene cables1, whose product is annotated as Cdk5 and Abl enzyme substrate 1. The record is from RefSeq and is a predicted model, not a curated record. Gene Ontology annotation, biological process: regulation of cell cycle; nervous system development. Gene Ontology annotation, cellular component: cytosol. Bases 221 to 1771 code for a protein of 516 amino acids. NCBI's taxonomy places the organism in Eukaryota, Metazoa, Chordata, Actinopteri, Characiformes, Acestrorhamphidae. The transcript has 10 exons.
AAAAAAGAGCCUCGUGCUAAAAACACGCGCUCGCGCGCACACACGCAGCGACAUGGCGAUUAUAUUCCGCCUGCCGUUUCGUUAACAACUCGCUCGCUCUCGCGCGCGAUGACACGGACCGGUUGAGCGCAGUACACGAUACUCUCCCCUCCUCCUCCUCCUCCUCCCGCACCCCCAUCCCGCACUCCCCGCACCGCUCCUCCGCGCGGUGGAUCCGUCGAUGGCGGCCGCGCUGCAGCCCAAGCUGUCCGGUGUGGAGCUCCCGCGCAGGCGCGCGGAUCCGCGGCGGCGCGAGGCAGCGCUGUCCUUUCUCAGCAACAUCUCUCUGGACGGGCGGCCCGUGGCGCGCGACGCCGACGACUCGGAGAACGGAGACCCCGGCAACGACGAGGACCAGCCCCCGCCGCUCGCGCCCGCUCCCUCUCCCGUGCCCGGGCCCGCCGCGCACGCAAACUGGGCUCAAGGAGCCCCGGGGACUCCGGGAGCGCGAGACGCGGACGUGUGGGCCUCCUCUUCCCCCGGCGCGGUAGGCUCCCCGUUCUCCGGGACGCUGCUGCCUGCGUGCAGGGGCAGACUGCACACCUUCACUCAGGGAACGGCGCCCGCGGCGUACCGAGCCAGCGCGAGCGCGCAGGGCUACGGCACCUACUGCUGUCUGGAGGGAGCGCCCCCGCUCAGCAAUGCCGCGCUCGAGCUGCAGAGAUCCAGGCGGAGACUGAUUUCCCAGCGUUCUUCACUGGAGACUCUGGAGGAUAUUGAGGAGAACGCUCCUCUUCGCAGAUGCCGAACCUUAUCUGGUUCACCCCGACCAAAGAGCUUCAAGAAGGUCCACUUCAUUAAGAACAUGAGGCAACACGAUAUCCGCAAUGGAAGGAUAGUCCUUAUCAGUGGCAGAAGAUCCUUCUAUAGUGUAUUUUCUGUCCUGCCCUAUCGUGAUUGUAGCCAAACAGGGGAAGUGAAGGUGGAGAGUGGGCGGCAGAGACACCCCUCAGGUGGCGUGAGCGCCAAGGAGAUGGUGAUUGGUCUGGAGGGCGUGGAGCUCGGCGCCGACGGCAAGACUGUGUCCUAUAUGCAGUUUCUGUACCCCACCAACGUCCUGGGCCGCAGGAACACCAUCGACUCCACCUCGUCCUUCUCUCAGUCCCGGAACGCCAGCCACCGGAGCCUCAGCCUGGCACGUGCCAACAGCAACCAGAGCAGCCUGGACACAGGGAACGAAGUGGGAGAUUUCAGGGAGUACGACCCCAACCUUCUGGAUGACCCACAGUGGCCAUGUGGAAAGCACAAGCGAGUCCUCAUCUUCCCUUCUUACAUGACCACAGUCAUCGAGUACGUCAAACCCUCCGACCUCAAGAAGGACAUGAACGAGACCUUCAAGGAGAAGUUCCCUCACAUUCGCCUGACUCUGAGCAAGAUCAGAAGUCUGAAGAGGGAGAUCCGUAAGCUGGCUCAGGAUGAGUGCGGUUAUGAAGAGCCCACCGUGGCCAUGGCCUUCGUCUAUUUCGAGAAGCUGGUGCUGCAGGGCAAGCUUCACAAGCAGAACCGCAAACUCUGCGCCGGCGCCUGCGUCCUCCUGGCGGCCAAGAUCGGCGGAGACCUCAAGAAGCACGAGGUCAAGACCCUGAUAGACAAACUGGAGGAGAGGUUUCGGGUGAAUCGCCGCGAGCUGAUCGCCUUCGAGUUCCCCGUGCUGGUGGCCCUGGAGUUCAACCUGCACCUCCCGGAGCACGAGGUCAUGCCCCACUAUAGACGCCUCCUGCAGAACUCCUAGCAGCAGCUUUCCAUCAGGAGAGCCGGCCCCACUCUCCUGAUCCACCCUAUGCACCUGGCCGACAUCUCCGGUCCGGAGGUGUCGGAGAUAAAGACACUUUCUCCUUUUCAAAGAGCUUUCUUCAGCCAAAGCGACGACUCCCAUAUUGGAUGUUACUUUAUUUUAUGUUUUACAGUGCUAAGAAGCAGUUUUAUUUUAUUUCAUUUAUUUUAUUUUUAUUUUAUUUUUUCUUCUUCAGCUCAGAGUUACGAGAGACUCUCGAAGAAAAAGGACUGUAUCCAGAUUUCUGAAUUCAUUUCUUAUCCGGGAGAACUUUUUUCUUUUCUUUUUUUUUCCUUUUUUUUAAAACAAACUGGUUUUGGCCUUUUUUUCAUUGAUGGACUGUUGGAAAAAGUUUUCACAUUUUUCACACUUUUCACGCUCAUUCGCUUGCUUCUCUUUGGCCAAAUCUGAACAUGUUCUCUCUACUCAUUGGUCUGUACCGAAGUCCACACUUGGAUUUAGUCGUUGCUCUCUCGGGGCUCCGGCAGCUGAUGGCUAAAGGCAAGCUGCAUGACCAGGAUUCGAAUCAGCGUUGUCCCGAUCACAGUAGCAGCGCCUUAGUCUGCUGGAACACCCAGAGUGCUCCCAAGUGCUCCCAAGUUCUGCAAGCAUCAGUCUGGUCAUACCAACUUUAUUAUUCAAGGUCAAUGAAGGUCAAUUGGUGAAGGUAGUGGAUAACACCACACUACUUUGGGGAAGGCCAAGAACCCCUCUUUUUUUCAGAUAUUUGUCUUACCACACUUUUUUCUUCCAUAAAAAAAACUUAGUGGACUUAGUGUGGUUAUCCACGACACUACACCAACAUCAACAUUAUCACCACCAGCACCAAAGAUCUCAAUAACACCUGUGGUCAUAACUAUGGUCAUAACAUUGAACAAUACAUGGAAAUACUAGUUAUAUAAUCACAAGUGUUUUAAGAUCUUUAGUACUUGCCUAACCAAGGAAUCAAACUCUAGUCAACCACAGGGAAGGUGAUGUUGGUGUAGCGUUGUGGAUAACAACACCAAGACCUAGUUAUGGACGAACAGAAAACAAAGUGUGGAAACACUUAUUAUUAUUGGGACCACAGAUACCAGGAAAAACAGGCGUUUUUGGUGUUCUUUUCCAAGUUCUUACCCAAAGUAGUGUGGUGUUAUCCACUACCUUUACCAAUUGACCUUCAUUGACCUUGAAUAAACCCAAGAAACAAAAUGUUGAGACCACAGACAGAUGUCUUAAGAUUGAUGUGUACAGGGGUUGGGCAAUGAAACUGAAACACAUGGUUUUAGACCACAAUAAUUUAUUGUGGUGACGGACAGUUCUGGUGGAAACAGGAGAGUUGAGGUGCACAUUGAAUUCUGCCGUGAUUUGAUCAGCCGUGGUUUUAUGUUUUUUGGAUACAAUCCGGGUUAGCACCCAAACAUCCCUUUCAGACAGCUUCCUCUUACAGCAUCCACAGUUAAUCCUGUUGGAUGUGGUUGGUCCUUCUUGGUGGUAUGCUGACAUUGCCCUGGAUACCGUGGCUCUUGAUGCAUCACAAAGACUUGCUGUCUUGGUCACAGAUGCUCCAGCAAGACGUGCACCAACAAUUUGUCCUCUUUUGAACUCUGGUAUGUCACCCAUAAUGUUAUAGUGUGCAUUGCAAUAUUAAUAUUUUGAGCCGAACUGUGCUCUUACCCUGCUAAUUGAACCUUCACACUCUGCUCUUACUGGUGCAAUAAUGUGCAAUUAAUGAAGAUUGAACACCAGGCUGCUUCAAUUUAGCCAUAAAUGAAACCUCCCACACUAAAACGAUGACAGGUGUUUCAGUUUCAUUGUCCAACCCCUGUAGAUUAUAAAUGUAGCCUAUCCAUGCUUUUGCACGCUCGAGGAAGGAACCACAAGUGUGAACUUCGUGACGGACCUGGUUCAUUCUCCUCUACACUCUUCAUAGCCUUAAAAUCAACCUGUUAACAGACUUCUCUAGAGCUCUCACGGGUGACUGCGACUGUUGCUCAGUUGUUUAACGGACCUUCUCAUACACUAAAAGUGCACUUUCCUGGUGUCGGGAGCUGCGGAAACGUCGGAGAUAACGUCGUCAUCUCAUUUCGCUCACUAAGAAUUCCUUUUAACCAGCAUUCCCUGCGUUUGCGUCGAUACGGAUGCCUGGGGGAGGGGGUGGGAGUGGUUUAUACAGAUGUGCAUCAACAUACUAUUGAUUCCUUUUAUACUUUUUUGUGGUUUUUCCUCUUUUUUUGGGUUUGUUGUUUUCCGAUGGCGGCGUGACGAGCUGCACUUGCGGUUACUGUCCCUGUGCUCUAUGUUAGAGUGGAUUUUUAGCACGUUUCUAGUGCUACGCUGGAGAGAUGGAACGCUACGAAGCUACGGAAAAAGAAGCCGUACAAUAUAUAUAUAUAUAUAUAUAUAUAUAUAUAUAUAUAAAAUGGUAAUUAAUACAGUCCAGACUGUACUGAAGACACUUCAGCAGUAUUACGAUCCAGGGUCCAGCCUUUCGUUAUGAAAAUCUUUUAAAUCUGGACCCUUUUUUUUAAAGGUAGUUUGAAAAAAAAAUAAGCAUGGUAACAGAUCCAUAUGAAUCCUGUAUUCAUGUAUUCAUCCAUUAUUAAUGCAUUUUAUGAUUGCAUUAUGUAGCAUACAUAAUACCUUAUACCUUACCAACAGCUAAUAAGCAUAGAUAAAUGCAUUCACAAUUGAUUUAAUGCCAUUAUUUGCAACAUGACCCAAGAUUCUGUAUGAAAUCUGUGAAAUCUACAUGUAUUUUAUCUACAUGUCUAGUUUCAUACAUAAAAUGCACCAAAUUAUAAGGUACAUUAAGCAACACUAGUAAGAAUGCGUACAUCAAAGUGAGCAAGGGUGCCGCCAUUUUUCCCUUCUAAUAUGGAUCCUUGGGGAAGUGUCUUAAGUAAAAAAAAAACUGUAAUUAUUAAAAUAAAAUAAAAAUCUACAAAGAUUCCUCUCCUGAAAACUGUUUAUUUGAGUGAGUAAAGUGUUCUAUUAAAAAUUACACUAAGCUUAGACUUUCAAUAUUUUUGAAAUCUAAGCGUAAGUUUUCAGUGAGUAAGUUUCUCCAGCACUAAGGCUAGGUGCAGCAGCAUUAGCAUUAGCAGCUAACCACAAAGCUAGCGGGACAUAAAGGCCACCCGAUAGCGCUAGACUGAAGAACCCUGAGUGUUCUAGUAACCCAGGGACAACCAAAAGUAGGAACCAAACCAAGUAGUACUUUAUUUGGUAACACUUUAAGCUUGUAUAAUAACUCAUAAUUAUUAAAAUAUAUAAGUACACAUAUGUACAUAAGGAGCAGAGGUAAAACGUGUUAUAUAUAUAUAUAUAUAUAUAUAUAUAUAUAUAUAUAUAUGUAUGUAUAUAUGUGUACUUUAUAAAUGCAUACAUAUAUAUUUAUACAUGAAUACAGGAUUCAUAGGAAAUUAUCAAAAGCAUUUUCUCUUUAACACAAAUAAAAGAUUCUUGCUUUUUUUUGCUCCCAUUUUUUCCUCAUGAUUGGUCUUUUCUGAUAGUGGACUUUUUUUUUUUUUUUUUUUUUUCCCUUUUCCCCCUAAUCGCUGCAUUCGAAAACACUGUUCAUCAGUGUGACUCAAACACAUUUCACUUUUUCCUAAAAACAAAUAUAUGAAAAUAUUGUAUUGACUGUGUCACUCUGACUAUGCAUUUAUCAUUCUAAAAUAAAAAAAUCAGCUAGAGCAAAUUUUUCCAAGUGAAAAUCUAGAAAAAUAUAGAAGAGUAAAAACAAAUCCUGUUCUGUUUUGGAUUGAUGAAAUACUGAUAUAAUAUCGGAUGGCAUUAAUAAGUUACGCUGCAAGUGAGCUACAAUGAAAUGGGAAUUCUGAAUGAUUGUAAUUGAUGAUAAACGUUUGUUGUAAAUCAGAUUUGACUUGCACUUUAGGCUUCGUUCACAGACAGAUGGAAUCUCCACAACUAACUGAAACGACUCGUCUGUAAAAUAGAAACACUUCUGUAAAUACGCUGCUUUGCUUGUUGAAUAAAAAAGGAAAUUGUUUCAUA